CAGACUCGUGUAGAAGCAGGCCAAUUCAAUCUCGUCCUUCUUCACCUGUCUCCUCUCUAUUCUGCGUCUACAUCGCAUCCCUCUUCUAGUCACCCCUUGUGCAUUUCCCCCCACGGUUCAACAUGUCGAAAACCUUCAUUGGCAACGUCAAGAGCGUCCUCAGCGGCGACACCUUGGUGUUGACCAGCCCCAACAACCCGACCGCCGAACGUAUAGUUUCGCUCGCCUAUGUCUCUGCACCUCACAUGAGACGUGAGGGCGAUGAGCCCUUCGCCUUCCAGUCUCGCGAAUACCUCCGAACUCUCGUCGUUGGCAAGCCCGUCCAGAUCACAGUUCAGUAUACCAUUCCUUCCGGCCGCGACUUUGUUUCCGCCAAGCUUCAGGAUGGCACCGAGUUCCCCGAUGUUCUGAUCAAGGCUGGUUGGGUCAAGGUUCGUGAGGAGGCCGGCCGUAAGGACGACUCCGAUGAGAUUGCUCAGCGUCUUGAGACCCUUCGUGCGCUGGAAGCCGGAGCCAGAUCCCAGGGUGCUGGUGUAUGGGCCGGUACUGGCGGCAUGAUUGAAGUUCAGAACGACCUCGGUGGUCCCGAGUUUUUGACACAGUGGAAGGGCAAGACUGUUGACGGUAUUGUCGAAAAGGUCCUUGCUGGUGACAGAUUGGUUGUCCGCCUGCUGCUCUCCGACAAGAAGCACGUCCAGCCCAUGACCCUGCUCGCCGGUGUCCGCGCCCCGUCUACCGAACGACCCAAUGCCUCGACCGGCACCACACAGCCUGCUGAAGAGCAUGGCAAUGAGGCGCGAGCCUUUGUCGAGUCGCGCCUCCUUCAGCGCCUUGUUAAGGUUGACAUUGUCGGUGCUAGCCCUCAAGGUCAGCUUGUUGCCAACGUUAUUCACCCUCGUGGAAACAUUGCCGUCUUCUUAUUGCAGGAAGGUCUCGCUCGCUGCAAUGACUUCCACUCUACUAUGCUUGGCGAGAAGAUGGCUCCCCUCCGUGCUGCUGAGCGUGAGGCUCAGGGCAAGAAGCUCCGCCUUCACAAGAAUCACGUUGCCAAGGCUGACGGCGGCAACCAGGACAUGACUGUCUUCAAGAUUAUUGGUGGUGACUCCAUCAUGGUCCGCAACAAGGCUGGUGUUGAGAAGAAGAUUAGCUUCAGCAGCAUCCGUGGUCCUCGCACUGGCGAGCCCGGCGAGAACCCAUUCCGUGACGAGGCCAAGGAGUUCCUUCGCCAGAAGCUCAUUGGCAAGCACGUAAAGAUUAGUAUUGAUGGUUCCAAGCCUGCCAGUGAUGGCUUCGAAGCUAAGGAGGUUGCCACGGUCACCGACAAGAACGUCAACAUUGGUCUCGAGCUUGUUGCUGCCGGCUACGCCACCGUCAUCAGACACCGUAAGGAGGACACUGACCGCUCCCCUGCCUACGACGAGCUUUUGGCUGCCCAGGAAAAGGCCAAAGGUGAGAGAGUAGGCAUGUGGUCUGGCAAGCCCCAGAAGGCUAAGCAGUACAACGAUCUUUCUGAGAACCUCACCAAGGCUAAGGUGACGCUGUCUAGUCUGCAGCGCCAGAAGAAGAUCCCUGCUAUUGUUGACUUUUGCAAGUCUGGUUCCCGCUUCACCAUCCUUAUCCCCCGUGAGAGCCUCAAGUUGACCAUGGUCCUCGGUGGUAUCCGUGCCCCCCGUGCCCCUCGCGCUGACGGUGAGGGCGGCGAGCCUUUCGGAAAGGAGGCCCUCGAGCUUGCCAACCGUCGUUGCAACCAGCGCGACUGCGAGGUCAACAUCCACGAUAUGGACAAGGUUGGCGGUUUCAUUGGUGAGCUCUAUGUUGGCCGUGAGAACUUUGCCAAGGUCUUGGUCGAGGAGGGUCUUGCAUCUGUCCAUGCAUACUCUGCUGAGAAGUCCGGCAACGCUGCCGAGCUGUUUGCUUCGGAGAAGCGCGCCAAGGAGGCCCGCAAGGGUCUCUGGAAGGAUUGGGAUCCCUCACAAGACGAGGUUGAGGAGGACUAUGAAGAGACCGCUCCUACCACAGAGUCGGAAGUCACCCUCUCCAAGAAGCCGUCUGAUUACCGCGACGUCAUCAUUACCAACAUUGACGCCAAUGGCAAGCUCAAGCUGCAGGAAAUCGGCCACGGCACUGCUGCUCUUGAGACUCUGAUGACGGAGUUCCGCCGCUUCCACAUCGAUUCCAUGAACAACAAGCCCCUCGCCGACGCCCCCAAGACUGGCGAGUAUGUCUCGGCCAAGUUCUCUGCUGACGGCCAGUGGUACCGCGCUCGUGUUCGCGCCAACGACCGCACCAACAAGAUGUCCGAGGUUCUCUACGUUGAUUUCGGUAACAGCGAAAAGGUUGCCUGGUCAAGCCUGCGCGCUCUCGACCAGUCCCGCUUCGGCACCCAGAAGCUCAAGCCCCAAGCAAUUGAUGCUUCGUUGUCCUUCAUCCAGCUGCCCACUGGCGCUGACUACUACGAGGACGCCGUUGGUUACAUUUACGAAAUCACUGAGGGUAAGCGCCUUGUUGGCAGCUUCGACUACGUUGACGUCAAGGAGGGCAUGAACUACGUGACCCUCUACGACCCCAAGAACGGCCAGCUUCCCGGCCCCAACGACUCUCUCAACAAGGAGGUUGUCGCCAGCGGCUACGGGAUGGUGCCCAAGAAGCUCAAGGCUUGGGAGCGCAGCCCUGUAUUCGGUAGCUACCUGAAGCAUCUGCAAGAGGUUGAGAUCGGCGCUAAGCAGGACCGCCUGGGCAUGUGGGAGUACGGUGACAUCACCGAGGAUUAAGAAGAAGAAAAGUGUUUUAUAGCAUAGCGAUUUCUAAUGGCAUAACAUAGCAUUUCUGACCAUGAUCUAUACGAACUUGUAAUUGCACAAUGCAAAUGUCUGUUUUUCAUAUAUAACUACAAAUGAUUUAAUAUGAUACAUUGGUGAUAUAAUACAAACAACUAGCAGUGCGCGAUAGUCAACGUGCUUCUCGUCGCUGUCCGCAACACACCACAGCUGAUAUAAAAAUGCAAACGCCAGGACGCCGCCUAUGAUUUCCUCUGUUUCUUCCGUAUCUCCUCCUUUUAUAAGCCAUUGAAGCAAAGAGUCUCACUUCUUCCUGGCCAGAGCCUCGAGUUCGGCGCGAUACUUUUCGUUCUCCAGCUCUCUCCAGUCCUGAGGAAUAGGCUCGUUUCCGCUCGUCUCUUUAACGCCGCCACUGAAUGCCGACUUGCCGCCGUACAGCUGGUAUCCGGCGUCUUUUUCGCCGUCGCUCGUGAUGGAUGUGUAGUUCACGGGGGUGUUGCCACGGAAGCGUUUGCGCAUAUCGACCAGGCCGCGCUUGCAGUCGCCAAAGCCCUUCUUGAGCUGGAGGCACUUAAUGGGGAGGGUAUCGGAAAGGGGUUCGCGAAGGCAUUCGGCUGCCGAGUUGCGGUU
This is a messenger RNA of [Torrubiella] hemipterigena, 3407 nucleotides long. The record is from the annotation of a GenBank genome assembly. Lineage: Eukaryota; Fungi; Ascomycota; Sordariomycetes; Hypocreales; Clavicipitaceae.